UCUCCUCGGGAAAAACAGGAUCUCUUUCCCCGGAACAUUUUCAAACAAACUUUGCCGCUUUGAAUUACUACCGAAGCGCAAGACUUUUAGCAUAGCAAAAAAAAAGUUUGAAUGGUCUCAAAUGAUUGAGUGUGCUCCGAACCAGUAGACGUCUCAGUGGAGACUCUUAGGAUUAAUCAGUUUUUCCUCUGACGUCAUAGUGUGCCGGAAAUAUUAUUUGAAAUGAGAAUUGUGCUUGGAAUACUGCAACAAAAAUCCUGGAUUUUUCUCAAAAUUGUGACGUUGAUGGCAGAACUUGUUGUUCAAGUAUACGGAGGAAUAAUAGGCAGCUCAACAUUCUCUGUAAUGGCCGGUGGUCGAAUUGAGCUUCCCUGUGACAUAAACACGACAUCUUCUGAAGGUGACCUCUCUUUGAUUCUGUGGCACAAAGAUCAAUCAAGGGUUCCAAUAUACAGCAUAGAUGUCAGAAAUACCUCUCUAGCCUACGCGCGCCACUUCCCCUCGCUAAACAUUAGCACAAAGAGCUAUUUUAAUGUCAGUGAUAAUCCUGCCGUUCUGAGCUUAGAAAGACUAGAAAAAACUGAUGAAGGCCUCUAUAGAUGUAGAGUAGAAUAUAAGAGAUCCCGUACAGAAACUUCCGAAUCUCUGCUCAAAGUCCUGGUUCCUCCUAAGGAAGCAAUCAUAAUGGAUGAAUAUGGACAACAUUUGCACGGAAUGAUAGGACCAUACAAUGAAGGAUUUCCUUUAGCUCUAGCAUGUGAAGGAGAAGGAGGUGAUCCAUCACCAGCUGUUCGUUGGUGGAGAGAUGCAGAGCUCCUUGAUGACUCAUACUACAUCACUCCGCAAGGAUUUGCAAGAAAUGAAUUACUGCUGUCAAGUCUAAGGAGAACAGAUCUUCUAACAAAGCUCACGUGUCAAGUCUCAAACUCAAACCUCACAGAGCCUGUUACCAGUUCAGUCAUCAUAGACAUGAACCUGAAACCUACCGAUGUGAGGAUUACAAGCAUGUACAGACCAAUAUCGGUGGAGCGUUUUACGGAAAUUGUGUGCGUAGCCAGUGGUGCAAGGCCUCCUGCUCAAAUUUCUUGGUGGCUAGAUGGAGAGAAAUUGACUUCACGAAUUACAGAAAGUACUGUUCGUGAUGAAAACUUGACAGUUAGCAGUCUGUUAUUUGGUCCCACCAAGCAUGACAAUCAGAGAAAUUUGUCUUGUAGGGGUGACAAUCCUCAAGUACCAGAUAGUGUUUUGGAGGAUACGUGGAUAUUAGAUAUUCAUUUUCCACCUCAAUUAUCAGUAAAAGUUGAUAAGGAAUCUGCAAUUCAAGAGGGUGAUUCUAUCAAUAUGACAUGCGUUGUUCAAGCUAACCCACCAAUAGUAGAGCUGGAGUGGCUGAAGGACAGUCAGUCCUUAGGUCCCACAUCCAAGAAAAGUACCCGAAGCAGGAUAUUGCACAUUUCAAAUGUAACUUCAGAACAUAAGGGGCGUUAUCAAUGUGUAGCCACCAACAGUGAAGGAAAAUCUGUCAGUGAACCUGUAUUGCUCAAAGUACAAUAUGUUCCUCGUUGUGUUUCGGUCCGCAGCAGUAUUUAUGGUGUCGGGCAAACUGAAUCUGUUUCAGUUGCUUGUGAGGUAGACGCAAGUCCUUCUACAGUAUCCUUCACAUGGGCAUUAGAUGGGGCCAAAAUACUUAGUACUGAACAGUAUUCUAGCAAUGGAUCUCAUAGUGUCGCAACAAUAUCACCCAGGUCCCCCAAGGACUAUGGACUUCUGAUGUGCUGGGCUAGUAACGCAGUUGGAAGACAGAGGGAGCCAUGCACAUUUAGGAUCAUUCCUGCUGGACCACCAGAGGAGCCACGCAAUUGCCUUAUUUCCAACCGUACCACACAUUGCUUAGUAUUAGAGUGUGAAAUGGGACACGAUGGAGGGCUCACUCAACUUUUCCAGUUGGAGAUAUUUGGAACUGAUUCCGACAAGUUUUUAUCCAACGUCACCGCCCAUUCUGCUCCUAAAUUUACUGUUUGCUCUCUGCCUUCCAGAGAGUCGUUGGUGCUAAUUGUUUACUCUCUCAACAACAAGGGAAGAAGCAAGCAGAUAACUAUGCAUGUGAGCAGCACCGAAUCUAAUGAAGCAGAAGAAGAAGAUUCGGGAGCUCUGGAAGCCUUAGUUGGUGUUCUUAUUGGAGCUCUUGCUGUUUUAAUUCUUCUCGCCGCUACUGUAACGUUACUUGUGUGUCUGCAACGCAAGAAGAGAUCGAAGAAAGGAAGAGCUUAUCCAGAUGAAGAAAAAUCUGAUCCACAGUUGAGCAAAGAGUGCAAAGAGCCAUGCGUUGCCAGUAGCUAUGGACCAGACAUUAUCCCAGAAAAAAGUUUCUACAGAGAACGUUCUAGCUCUCUAAUCAAUGUGAUAGAAGUGGAGCAAGGAAUCAAUCCAUCUUCUGCUCAAAGUGAUCCAAGCUCCAGAAAGUACCGAGAAUAUGAUGCAUUCUCUUAUCCAGAGGGACCUGGGAUACAUGCGACACCUAAGAAGCUCUCAAUGCUACAAACGGAAGAAGAGAGUAAAGAGACUGACCUUCAAAGCAUAGUGGAGACACCACUUAUUUCAAGUAUACAUCCAACGUUGCAUCAAUGGCCGAAUAGUAAAAAAGAAACUACAAUAAGAAUGUCAACUCCGGUAUGAAGACACGCUUUGUAAAUGAAAGUUCCAGUGAAGGAACGACAAUAAAAACCCAAAAUAAAAGAGAUGCUUAAAAAUUGAAGUUUCAAUUCUGGAAGCAUUCAAACGCAAAAAAGAGUUGCCAUAAAAAGAAAAGAAUGUUAUCCAGGUUGAAUUACAACAGAUAGAAGUGGAAUUCCCCUUGGCGUCGAACAUUCAUUUUAACACCAAGCUUCUUUCAUAAAUCAUCUGUAGUCUGUCCAAACUGGGAGAGAAAGCCAUUGUUUACGAAUUACGACGGAAUUCACUCCCGGAAACUUAGGAAUGUCGUCAGAAAAAUAAGAAGUUUUCGUGUUAAACUUCACAAGUGGCGACAAAAUAGGCGACAACUCCGUUGAUGAAUUACAGCUUGGGAUUCAAACCAUUAGCCUGCGACAUAAAUGUCUUGGCGAUAUAUUACAAGAGUGAGA
This is a messenger RNA of Parasteatoda tepidariorum (common house spider), 3122 nucleotides long. RefSeq names its product adhesion molecule nephrin. The record is from RefSeq and is a predicted model, not a curated record. NCBI's taxonomy places the organism in Eukaryota, Metazoa, Arthropoda, Arachnida, Araneae, Theridiidae.